Toxotes jaculatrix (banded archerfish) is the source of this 1338-nucleotide messenger RNA. RefSeq names its product G protein-coupled receptor 151 (gene gpr151). NCBI's taxonomy places the organism in Eukaryota, Metazoa, Chordata, Actinopteri, Toxotidae. The transcript has a single exon. Gene Ontology annotation, molecular function: G protein-coupled receptor activity. Gene Ontology annotation, cellular component: membrane. The record is from RefSeq and is a predicted model, not a curated record. Gene Ontology annotation, biological process: G protein-coupled receptor signaling pathway. The coding region runs from base 1 to 1338 and encodes 445 amino acids.
AUGGAUAAGCUGAGUGGGAACAAUGCGACUGUAACGAACAGCUCCAUAGACAAGUGGUCAUUCAGUGAUCGGGGCUCGUUCCAACACCUGGACCCCGGGGAGCUGAGGGUCUUACUGCCGGCUAUCCUGGGAGUCAUCUGUGUCUUGGGUGUUGCUUGUAAUCUCACUGCGAUGGUCAUCUUGUUCUCCAAUGCACAUAAGGGCAAACUGUCUCUCAUCAACUCCCUCAUCUUCAACCUGAUGUUUGCUGACGGGCUGGUGCUGGCGUUUACCAUGCCUUUCAGGGCUGCUGCUUACUCCAAGGCCAGUUGGAAUCUGGGUUGGGUGGUGUGCAAGACAGCGGACUGGUUCCUCCAGUCCUGCAUGGCUGCAAAGAGCUUCACAGUGGCAGUCAUGGCCAAAGCUUGCUACCGAUACGUAUCCAAUCCCACCAAGCAGGUGAGCGUUCAUCUGGGCUCCAUCCUGGUGGUGCUCUUCUUCAUCUGGCUGUCCGCCUGCUCUGUCACCAUCCCUCACUGGCUGUUUGCUACGCUGCAGAGGGAGAUCCGUGGGGUGGUGUGUGUGCUGAUGGUUCCCCCUGAAGCCCGGGAUUUCAUGACUGUGUACGUCAAAGCAUACCCCCUGGGGGUGUACUGUGCACCUCUCAGCUUUGCCCUGAUGUACUUCUGGAAGGCUUACGGCCAGUGCCAGCGCCGCUCCAGCAAGACUCAGAAUCUGCGUACACAGAUCAGAUCCAGGAAGCUCACCUUGAUGUUAUUCAGCCUGACGGUGGCUAUGGCUAUUCUCUGGCUUCCUCAGUGGGUGGUGUGGGUUUGGGAGCGUCAUAUAGCAGAGAAAGAAAUUGAGGGAGCUCAGCCUCUCAUCUCUUCUCCUCCCCUUCUUCUAACCCUCUCCGCACAGCUGCUCACCUUCUCUCUGUCGCUGGUGAACCCUCUCAUCGUCCUCUCCCUCUCCGAGGAGUUCAGAGAGGGUUACAGGGGGCUGUGGAGGCGCCUCACCCUGCGCAAACAACCUCCACCAAAGCCAAAGCCUGGACCUCACAACCCUACCACCCUCCAGUCGCCUUGCCCCAGACCAGAGACCUCAGGCCAGCUGAGGGGGGAGAGGAGCCUUCGAUCAAGCCCCAGCCAGGGUCCCAACAGAGACGCUCAACCCCAGCCAGAGCAAAGUGGAGGACUCGGAGGAGGAGGAGGGAAAGAAGUAGACAGGGUGAGCCUCAAAGAUGGGAUUGUCUUGCCCGAUGUGGAGCAGUUCUGGCACGAGAGGGAGACAGGAUCGAACACAGAGGAAAAUGAUCCUGUGCCGUGGGAGCAUCAGAGCAAAGACGGAAAAAAAUAA